Molecule: messenger RNA, 411 nt
Organism: Penicillium canariense
Lineage: Eukaryota; Fungi; Ascomycota; Eurotiomycetes; Eurotiales; Aspergillaceae
Exons: 1
Coding region: 1-411 (136 amino acids)
Source: RefSeq, a predicted model, not a curated record
AUGGACAGCAGCAUUGGGCCUGGAAAAGUGGACACCGGCAGGGAUGUGGAAUCAUCGCAGCCGCAGGCGCAGCAGGGUCCGAAUCGCCCCACGCAAGAUGGGGAAUGGUGGGGUGUGCGGUACCCCGACGCGCCCCCGACGAUGUUCGGGGGCUGUACGAUCACGUCAAAUGGAACCAGGGACAGGCGACUUAGGGCGGUCCGCAAGUCGUGGACGGAUGACGGGCCACCGUGUCUCACCUUCACGGCCGUGACAAUACGACCAGAAGCGCAAGUAGAAGCCGGUGCUCAUUGUCUGACCCGAGUGGGACUGCAUGGAUCCAAUGGAAGGGACUGGGAGGGUCGGGGCCAUGCGACGACCCUGGCUCGACAAAUGCCAUGUUGGGAAGGCGAGGCUCGAGCUCCACCAUAG